AUGAACCAAUAAGAUAAUAAUAAUUAAUCGCAAGAUCUAAAUAAAGUUUUAUUAGAAAUAAGCUCAGGUAAUUAAAUAAGUCCAAGUCAUGCUUCAUUAAAUAAAGAUACAGUUAACUUCUAAGAAAGCAAAGACCAAAUCGAAAUUUUAGACUACAAUUAAUACAUAUAUAAUGACUCUGAAUAAACUCCUGCAGGCGAAAAACUCGAUAAAUAAUUCCAAUAGGCAAUUAUUUAACGAAAAUCUUAAGCUUUUCGUAGUAAAUCGCUAUAUUAAACCAUAUUAUGUAAGCUUUAGUAAAAAUUGGACGUAAAUUGGGAAGAAAAAUAAUAGUAAAGAUAAUUAAAAAUAUUAGAAGAUAAUACUUAAUACAAAAAUAAUCAAAUCAAAACCAGUAGAUAUAAUAUUGUAACUUUUUUACCCUUAAAUAUGUUUCAAUAAUUUUCUAAAAUUUCGAAUAUAUACUUCUUAUUAAUGGGUAUGCUAUAAUUAAUUCCCCAAAUCUCAAAUACUUAUCAAGUUCCUACAGUUUAUCUUCCUUUAGCUUUUGUUAUUAUUGUAGCUGCUUUAAAAGAUAUUUGCGAAGAUUUAAAAAGACAUAAAUAGGAUAAUUUAGAAAAUUAAUAAAAAUGUUAAAAAGUAAAUUAUUAAAGAAUGAAUUUAGAAGAGAUUUCUAGUGAGAAAUUGUAUGCAGGUAAUAUUGUUAAAAUUAAAUAAAAUUAGCCAAUUCCGGCUGAUUUAGUAAUUAUCUUAACUUCAGAUUAAAAAGGAGGCUGUUUUGUGGAAACUAAAAAUUUAGAUGGAGAAACUAAUUUAAAACCAAAAUAUAUAUAAAAAUAAAUACAACAAAAAAUUUAUUAAAAUUAAGAAUAAGUAUUUUAAAAAAAAAUCCUAAUAAAUUAUGAAGGACCUAAUCCUUUAUUAUAUAAAUUUUCUGGAAACCUAGAAUUAAUACGAGAUGAUUAAAAAAUCUAGUAAUGUAUAAGUUUGGACGAAAAAAAUCUAUUAUUAAGAGGUUGUAUAUUAAGGAAUACUAAAUGGAUAUACGGAGUAGUUAUAUAUACAGGUCAUGAGACUAAAAUAAUGCUAAAUUCUUACACACCAGAUGUAAAAUAUAGUAGGGUAGAAAACUAAUUAAUCCAUUUGAUCUUAAUAGUCUGGUUUUUUUAAAUUUUUUUAUGUGCCUUAGCCUCUUUAGGCAAUUUUGUAUUCUAUUAAACCUCAAAAUAUUAGCUUAAUUAUCUAUCUAUAUCCUCAAAUAGCUAUGAAAACAACAUUUUUUUAAAUCUAACAAUAAACUUUGGCAAUUGGAUGAUUCUUUUGUUAAACUUUGUACCCAUAUCGCUUUUAAUAUCAUUAGAAAUGGUUCGUUUUUUUUAAGCAAUGCUAAUUUCAGGCGAAAAACUCAUGAAAAGCUCCAACGGAUUCUACCCAACUGUCUAAUCUUCAAACUUAAACGAAGAUUUAGGCCAAAUUCAGUGCAUUUUUUCAGAUAAAACAGGCACUUUGACUUGCAAUAUAAUGAAUUUCAAAUAUUUGUAUUUAAAUGGAGUUAGUUAUGGAAGUUCAUAAGACUCCUCAAAAAAUGUAAAAAACGAAAACCGAAUAAUAGAAAACGUAAAUUUUGAAGAUUCUUGCUUUUUUGAUAUUUUAGAAAAUCCCUAAAAUGAAAAACAAAAAGAUGUAUUUUUCGCUUUAAAACAUUUAUCUUUAUGUCAUUCAGUUAUUUGUUCUGAAACAUAAUUAGACGAAAGUAAUGAUCCCUUAAAAAAAUAAAUUGAAUAUCAAGCUUCUUCCCCUGAUGAUCUCGCACUUGUAAAUUUCGCUAAAUUUUCAGGUUUUGAAUAUACAGGAAUUGAUAAUUAAGAUAUAAUUUCUAUAAAAAAACAUUAAGAAAGGUACUUUGAUUUAAAUUUCGAUAAAAAUAAUAACUAAAAAAAUGAACAAAUUUUAAAUUACAAACUCCUUCAUCUUUUCGAAUUUACAAGCGAGAGAAAAAGAAUGUCUGUAAUAAUAUAAGAUCUAUAGACUAAUUAAAUAAUUUUGCUUUCGAAAGGCGCAGAUUCUAUCAUUUUAAAACGACUAAAUUAAAAAAUCUACACUUAAACAGAAAAAGGAAAAACUUAAAUAGAAUAACUAGAAAACUAACUAUAAUAAUACGCUAUUACAGGCUUAAGGACAUUAGUUUUGGCCUCGAAAUAAUUAACAUAAUCCGAAUAUGAAAAAUGGGAUAUUAAAUAUUAAUAAGCAUCAGUUUCAUUAUAUAAUAGAGAAGAAAAACUUAAAAAUUUAAUGGAUAAAAUGGAAUAGGACUUAGAAUUAGUGGCUGCUACAGCUAUAGAAGAUAAGCUUUAGGAUUAAGUAGAAGAUACAAUAUAUGUAUUGAAGAAAGCCGGAAUCUUAUUCUGGGUAUUGACAGGUGAUAAGAAAGAAACUGCCAUAAACAUUGGUCGAUCAACUAAAGUAAUAGAUUAAAGCGAUGUAAUAUUAGAAAUAGAUAUAAGCGAAGAAUAAAUGUUAAGCGAUAAACUAAACGAACAUUUAUAAAGAAUAGAAACAAACAAAAAUCAAAACAAUAACAAAAAUAAGUACUAAUAAAAGCAAUUUUGCUUAGUCAUUACAGGAGAAUCGCUUUCUGUUAUAAUCUGUAAUUAAAAACUUGAAGACCUUCUAAUUUCUGUUGGAUCUUAAUGCAGGAGUGUUAUAGCCUGUAGAGUUUCCCCAAAAUAGAAAAAAGAUAUAGUAACUUUAUAUAAAAAUUCCAAAUAAGGUAAAGGAAAAAGAACACUAGCUAUAGGAGAUGGAGCUAACGAUGUUAAUAUGAUUACUGAAGCACAUGUAGGUGUAGGAAUUAAGGGCUUAGAGGGUAUGUAGGCGGCUAGGUCAAGUGACUAUGCUAUAGGAGAAUUUAAAUUACUAAAAAGAUUACUUUUAUAUCAUGGAAGGGAAUGUUAUAGGAGAAACUCAAUUACUAUUCUUUAUAAUUUUUAUAAAAAUGUCAUGUCUUUGACUCCUAUGUUAUUUUUGGGAUUUAAUUCUGGUUUUUCUGCUUCUAAUAUAUAUGAUAUUUACGUAUUUUAAUUUUAUAAUGCUAGUUUUACUGCUUUUCCUAUAAUUUUCUAUGCAGCCUCAGAUUAAAAUUUAUCUUCUAAAAUACUCGUUAAAAGUCCCCAUUUGUACCAAACAGGCAUUGAAAAUAUAUUUAUGAAUAAAAAAGAGUUUUUUAUUUGGUUUUUUUAAGGAUUUUAUCAUUCCUGUAUAAUAUAUUUUGUUUCUAUGUAUUCUUUAGAUUGUAGUUUCGAUAAAAACGGAAGAAAACCAGAUAUUGUUUUUAUUGGCUAAACAAUAUUUUUAUUAACAAUUAUUAUAGCAAAUAUGAAAGUAACGAUACAUACAUAUACUAAUUAUGUUUUUGGAUAUAUCAUUUAAAUUUUGAGUUUUGUCUCUUAUUUAUGUUUUGCUAUUUUCCUUAAUUUUACCUUUGAAUCUUAUGAUUUAUAUAAUAUUUUCUCAAGGAUUAUUGUUUACCCUUAUUUCUAUUUUAGUAUUAUUAUUUGUAUUUCAGCAACUAUAUUUUUUGAUUUCUCCUUUUUUACUUAUAAAGAUUUCCUUUAUUAUAUGAAAAUCUCAGACAGUUUUCGAGAAAGAGCUGAUGAAAUUGCUUAAGAAUUUAAAAAUGAUGAAAAUAGUAAUUAUAGUGUUUUAUUUUAGGAAAACCCGAAUGUCUAUUAAGUUAGAUAAACAUUGCAUUAAGAAUUUACAGAAAAUGAUUUAAAAAAUUAAAAAUGAUGUUUAUAUUUAUUUUAUAAAUAAGAAUCAUAUUUACUAAAUAUUUAUUUAAAUU
Ichthyophthirius multifiliis is the source of this 3844-nucleotide messenger RNA. Its product is annotated as phospholipid-translocating p-type flippase family protein, putative. The record is from RefSeq and is a predicted model, not a curated record. Gene Ontology annotation, molecular function: ATP binding; magnesium ion binding; ATPase-coupled intramembrane lipid carrier activity. Lineage: Eukaryota; Ciliophora; Oligohymenophorea; Hymenostomatida. The transcript is spliced from 3 exons. Gene Ontology annotation, cellular component: plasma membrane. Gene Ontology annotation, biological process: phospholipid translocation.